CAACCCACAAAUCACAAAUCACAAAUCACAGUUUUUCCUCUCCAAAUUUCCUUACGCUAAAAGGACUGUUCAUCCGUACAUCAUUUAAACCCCCUCUUUAUUUCUAUUAAUGCCCAACCCUUCUCACCCUUUUCUCUCAUUCUCCCAGCCUCAUCACUCCACAAACACACACUCUUGUUCCCAUGGAGGACCUAAUCAUCUCUCCUUCUUCAUCCUCUUCCCUCAUCUCUCUAUCCCAUGAAAACCCAUCCCCAACGCUCACCCUUCAGCAAAAGCUUCAAUUUUUACUCCAAACCCAACCCGAAUGGUGGGUCUACGCCAUUUUCUGGCAGGCCUCCAACGACGAAAAUGGCAACCUCUUCUUAUCCUUCGGAGAGGGUCACUUCCAAGCCACCCACAAACAAACUUCCCCUAAAUCACUCCCCCCUAAGAAGCUCACAAACAACAACAUCAACGACGCCGAGUGGUUCUACGUCAUGUCCUUGACUCGCACCUUCCCCGUCACCAAUGCUUCUUCUUCUUCUUCACUCCCAGGCAAAUCCUUAGCCCAAGGCUCCGUGCUCUGGCUCAACAACAACAAACACGACCUCCAAUUCUACAACUGCGAAAGAACCAACGAGGCCCACGUGCACGGCAUCCAAACCCUAAUCUGCAUCCCCACGCAAAACGGCGUCGUCGAAAUGGGCUCCUACGACUUCAUCAAACAAAACUGGUCCCUCGUCCACCACGUCAAGUCCCUCUUCGAAAAUCCCAACCCGCUUCCCCUCGACAACCACCAAACCCUCUCCUUCGCCGACGACGUCGCCGGCACCCAAGAAACCAAAAAACGAAAACUCACCCAAACACCUCCCAACAACAACAACACCUCUUCCUACGUCGACUCCGAACACUCCGAUUCGGACUGCCCCACUCCCACGUUGCCCACGCUCGCCGAACCCAAAAAGAGAGGCCGAAAACCCGUUCCCGGCCGCGACACCCCAACCAACCACGUCGAGGCAGAGAGACAGCGGAGAGAGAAGCUGAACCACCGCUUCUACGCGCUGCGGGCGGUGGUCCCGAACGUCUCGCGCAUGGACAAGGCUUCUCUGUUAUCCGACGCCGUGGAUUACAUCAACCAGCUGAAAGCGAAGAUCGAGUUGUUGGAGUCGCAGCAGCAGAGGGAGACCAACAAGAAGGUCAAAACAGAAAUGGCGGACACCACGGACAACCAGAGCACUGCCACGACGUCCACAGUGGUCGACCAAGGGCUUGUCCUAGGGCUUGAGGUGGAUGUGAAGAUUGUGGGCCCCGACGCCAUGGUGAGGGUUCAGUCCGAGAAUGUUAACCACCCCGGCGCCAGGCUUAUGGGUGCAUUGCGUGACUUGGAGUUUCAGGUGCACCACGCUAGCAUGUCCUCCGUUAACGAUCUCAUGCUUCAGGAUGUGGUGUUUAAGGUUCCCAAUUCCAUGAGGAGCGAAGAGGGUCUUAGAUCUGCCAUUCUCAUGAGGUUAGAUUAGAUCCCAUAGAUCAUAGCUGUAAGCCUGUAACAUAUGCUGCUGUACGUUAUAUUAUUUUCUUUUUCUUUUCUCGCUUUUUCUCUUGCUUGCUGCUUCGGUGGGUGCCCUUCCCUCUGUUGCUUAUUAGGGAAUCUAAUGCCCUCUCUCCUUUAUCUGCAUACAAUCUUAUAUUUUCUAUAUACCCUUUGGAUUUUGGUUUACCUUUCUCCAAAUCCAAAUAUUUUAUACUCAA
Messenger RNA from Cajanus cajan (pigeon pea), 1728 nucleotides. Its product is annotated as basic helix-loop-helix (bHLH) DNA-binding superfamily protein. Gene Ontology annotation, biological process: regulation of DNA-templated transcription. Gene Ontology annotation, molecular function: transcription cis-regulatory region binding; protein dimerization activity; DNA-binding transcription factor activity. Gene Ontology annotation, cellular component: nucleus. NCBI's taxonomy places the organism in Eukaryota, Viridiplantae, Streptophyta, Magnoliopsida, Fabales, Fabaceae. The record is from RefSeq and is a predicted model, not a curated record.